CCCUCUCUCUAUCUCUCGUCUCUCUUUUUCUCUCUCUGUUCGUUGAGUCUCUGAAACAAAUGAUAAGGAUUUGAAAAGGGGCAUGAGCAUUGCAGAGAAUGUCGUUGCCUUUCCAUUUAUCCUCAAUUUGUUUUGUGAGCUGGAGCACAAGGACGAGGGGAUUGCCGAUGCAGGCAUGAAGAGGUAUAGGAAUGGUGAGAUUUGGGAUUUCGAGUACGAAAUGCCGUUGGCGGAUGGUGCCUCCGGCGUCGUUCUGGGGUUGGAUGGUGGCACAACCUCCACAGUUUGUAUUUGCAUGCCCAUAACUCCUUUUUCACACCCUCAAAUCGAAUCUCUUCCCAUCCUUGCUCGGGCUGUUGCCGGUUGCUCUAACCACAAUAGCGUGGGAGAAACUGCUGCAAGGGAAACAUUAGAGCAAGUUAUGGCAGAUGCACUUUCAAAGUGUGGCUCAAAACGAUCUUCAGUCCGAGCUGUUUGCUUGGCUGUUUCUGGUGUUAACCAUCCAACAGAUCAGCAGAGAAUUCUCACUUGGCUAAGAGAUAUUUUCCCAAGCCAUGUGAGGCUCUAUGUUCAGAAUGAUGCUGUGGCUGCUUUGGCAAGUGGGACAAUGGGCAAACUUCAUGGUUGUGUAUUAAUAGCUGGGACAGGGACCAUUGCAUAUGGAUUUACCGAAGAUGGCAAAGAAGCAAGGGCUGCAGGUGCAGGACCUGUCUUAGGUGACUGGGGCAGUGGAUAUGGAAUAGCUGCACAGGCAUUAACCGCCGUAAUCAAGGCAUAUGAUGGCCGUGGUCCAAGUACAAUGCUAACAAGUAGUAUUUUACAAAAACUCGAUCUUUCUUCUCCUGAAGAAAUUAUCGGGUGGACCUAUGCAGAUCCCUCCUGGGCUCGUAUUGCAGCACUUGUCCCUGUUGUGGUGUCCUGUGCAGAGGCUGGAGAUGAGGUCGCAAAUAAGAUCCUGCUAGACUCUGUCCAAGAGCUGGCUUCAAGUGUAAAAGCCGUUGUAGAGAGACUUGGAUUAUGUGGCGAAGAUGGAAAGGGUGUUUUUCCCCUUGUUAUGGUUGGUGGUGUUCUUGAAGCAAAUAGGCGGUGGGAUAUAGGAAAAGAAGUCAUAAAAUGCAUCUCUAAGCACUUUCCCGGGGUACAGUCCAUUAGACCUCAGGUUGAGCCUGCAGUUGGUGCAGCGUGGCUAGCGUGGAAUUCUUUCAUGAAAGAAUUUCACAAGGAAAUAUGCAGAAGCUAACAAUGGAUGGAAUGAAUGGAGAAGAGGAAAGAAAACCAAAAAAAAAAAAAAAAAGUGAUGUGACCACUCAAUAUUGUUGAUUAAUGAAGUAGAUAAAAGUGCCAUAUUUAUGAUGAAAUAAACCGGCUUUGCAAGUUUGUGCGCCUUUCAGUAUUUGCCUAAGCACUUGUCAGGCUCACUUUUCCUCUCCUUCCUUCCUAUCAUUGGGUCGAGUAACUUGAAACAUUAUAUGUGAUGUAAAUACUAAAUACGUAUUUGUAAUGGAGUAAACGGGUUCGAGUCAGUCGCGGAAUAGCUCAAAGUGUUUGUGCUGGACUUACAUUGUUUCA
Molecule: messenger RNA, 1569 nt
Organism: Neltuma alba
Lineage: Eukaryota; Viridiplantae; Streptophyta; Magnoliopsida; Fabales; Fabaceae
Product: N-acetyl-D-glucosamine kinase
Exons: 8
Coding region: 83-1240 (385 amino acids)
Source: RefSeq, a predicted model, not a curated record